Molecule: messenger RNA, 4856 nt
Organism: Mercenaria mercenaria
Lineage: Eukaryota; Metazoa; Mollusca; Bivalvia; Venerida; Veneridae
Exons: 17
Coding region: 223-4722 (1499 amino acids)
Source: RefSeq, a predicted model, not a curated record
AGUAGCAAAACACAAUACAAUUAUUUCACUUUGCCACCGGUUAUACUCCCGCCAUAUGUCAACUGGACCAUAACAAAAUAUGAUGAUGGACUGUCAACAGUAGUUUCCCUCGAGUGGUUUCCUGUUUCAUCCUGAAUCAUGAAGCGUAAAUAUUCACGAGUCUUUACUACGCACUAAUACUACUUUCAUCUCCACUUGUUGUAUAACGAUCGAGCUGGCAAGAUGGCUGGCAAUGUGUGCGGAAUAUCAAUUAUUUUUCUGAUCACUUGGAUAGUACUUGUACAUGAGAGUGAUGGACAUCCGCAGUGCCUAGAUUCUAGGCCUCCAUUCAAUGCCCAUGCUAACUUGUUGUUCUGUAAAGAUUAUGAACAAUUUGGCUGCUGCACACCACAGAACGAUAUGGAAUUGAAGAACAAAUUUCUGCGAAUUGGGAAUUUAAUUCCUGCUAAAGAGAAGUCUUUGUGGAGAAAAUGUUCGGAUUAUGCUAAAACAUUCUUAUGUCAGACAUGUUCACCAUACGCAGCUCACAUUUUUGAUUCCGAGAAGACUCAGACGAGUAAUGCUUAUAAGCCAAGAGCUUUUCCAGCAUUGUGUGGGUCGUUCUGUUCGGAGUUUUAUAAAUCUUGUAAAGAUUUAGUAAAAUAUUACAUGGAUGUUGCAGGAAGUGAAUACAUAGAAGAGAGGACCAGACUGAACAUGAAAGUAAAUCAAAAUGAAACUGCAUUUUGUUCAAAUAUAUCAAUAACUGACGUGGACUAUUGUUUCCCAGAACUGUUAUCAAAUCCCAUUCUUACUGGUAAUAUAUCAAUUGAAAAAGUGACAAAGGAAGGGUGUAUUUGUGUGAAACCAUAUGACAAAGUUCAGUUCCGAAAUCCAAUAUUUUUAAAGCACGUAAAAGAUGGUUCAGACAGGUUAUUUAUAGGAGAACAACUUGGUCUUGUUCAUAUCAUGUAUAUAAAUGAAACUAUUUUACCUGAACCCUUUCUAGAUAUACGAAUGGACGUCAAAACAACCUCAAGAAAAGGUGAUGAACGUGGAAUGCUUGGAAUGGAGUUUCAUCCAGAUUAUACUUCUAAUGGAAAAUUAUACAUAUAUUAUUCAACAGAACUGAAUGGUACUGAAAAGUUGCAGGGAAAGGGAAAUCACAAAAUCAGGAUUGAAGAGUUUAUGGUAGAUCCAUUUAAUCCAAACAAAGUGGAUAUAUACGGAUAUAGCAGAGUUAUUCUAGAAGUUUAUCAACCAUAUUGGAAUCAUAAUGGCGGAGAGAUCCUGUUUGGAGAUGAUGGGUAUUUGUAUCUUUUUGUUGGAGAUGGAGGUUAUUUAGGUGAUCCACUGCAGUCUGGACAAGAUCUGUUUUCCAUGUUAGGUAAGGUACUACGUAUAGAUGUAGAUUACAUAGAUAAGAAAAGACAGAAGGAGUACAGUAUACCCCAAGACAACCCGUUUGCAGAUGGUGUGCAUGGUCUGCCAGAAAUUUAUGCAUAUGGUGUGAGAAACAUCUGGAGAUGUGGCAAGGAUCGGGGCGACCCUGUUACAAAGCAUGGUAAAGGUCGUAUAGUGUGUGGUGAUGUAGGUCAGGGAGCUGUAGAGGAGGUAGAUCUCAUUGAAAAGGGGGCCAAUUAUGGCUGGAAUCUGAAAGAAGGGACAGCUGACUAUUGUACAGAUUGCAGAAGAGCCAAUACCAAGGUGAAUUUUACAGACCCAAUAGCUGAGUACACACAUAAUGUGGGGAAGUCUGUGACUGGAGGACAUUUUUACCGAGGCUGUGAGAGUCCAAACCUUAAUGGUUUCUAUAUCUAUGGAGACUUCAUGUCAGGGAAACUCUUCCGCCUCAAAGGACCUUCCAAUCCUAAAAAGAAGAAAUGGCACCACAAGGAACUGAACAUGUGUGCCUCAGACUGGUGUGUACCGCCUCUGACUAAUGAUUACGCUACCAGUAUCAUCUCAUUUGGAGAAGAUGAAUAUGGUGAAGUGUACAUGUUAUCAACCAGCUUUGCAAGCACAGCAUCAUUUGCCGGGACUGUUUACAAAAUUGUUGAUCCAAUGAGGAGAGGACAUCCAGAAGUUUGUAAAUCUAAGAGGAAUCCAACAAGUACUGGAACCAGUACAAAAACAAAGGGUACCACUACACCCACAGUAAUAGCUGGUACCACUGUCAGUGAUGCUGUGCCCCAGUAUACUGGUUCCAGCGGUGAUGGGAGGAUGAUGAACUACUUAGACUACUUCAAAAGACAAGAGCUUCGAAACAGACGGCGAAAAAUGCAGAAACAGUUCAAGAAAGAACGAGAGGAGAAGAAGAAAAAUCUGUCAGUAUAUCGGGGUACCCCGCCACCUCAGAUUCAACCUGGACUCAUUUUUCAUGGAAUUAAUAUUCACAGAUGUACAAAUACACCGACGUUUUGGUGUUCCUUAAGCAGACUGAUUCCAUCACCACGCUCAAAAAUUGAAAGUCAAUAUAGUCAAUAUAGUUUAACAACGAAGAUGAAUUUUUUGUUGUUGUUGUGUUUGAAGCUAUUGAUUUUAUACGUUAGUAAAGUAACUGGACAACAAUGUUUGGAUUUAAUGCCUCCAUUCACACCCGCAGCUCCAUUGAGGUUUUGUGAACAGUACUCCAAGUAUGGUUGCUGUACGUCACAUGAUGACGAGCGACUUGGGGAGAUAAAUGAAGAUAUCAGAUACAUGGUUCGACAGGGUGAAGACAGACAAAUUAACCCUAGCUGCUUACAGUACGCGAAAGCAUUCCUGUGCGCAAGGUGCUCGCCGUUCUCCGCUGAGAUUUUCAGAAACAAAGUGACUUAUAACUUACAAAUGCCACGUAUCUUUCCCGGGUUAUGCAAUAAUUUUUGUACGCGUUUUUAUGACAACUGUAACAAUAUUCUUCCAGAAUUCCUUGUCGUACUUGGAAAUACUGAAGAAAAGAGGGAAAGAGCAAAGUUUUUAGAUUCAUUGACUAUAACAUCAAAUCCCGCCGAGUUCUGCGAGGAAGUUGGUCUUCCUCCUCAUAGAACACAGUAUUGCCACCCCGUCGUGGACUCUACCUUCGGAGAAAGUUCCAGGCUAACCACAGACAAGGUGACCACGGCCGAGUGUGUCUGUCUUCAAUCCUAUGACAUAUCUCUUAGAAACCCAGUUGCCAUUGCAAACGCUAAUGAUGGUACUGGCCGACUUUUUAUCGCUGAACAAACUGGUGUCGUGAAAAUCAUGUUUUCUGACGGUCGUAUUUCUCGACAUCACUUCCUUGAUAUUCAAUCUAAAGUGUACCAAAACAACGAUGGAUUUUCACAGCUAGGGCUCCUUGGGUUGACCUUCCAUCCAGAGUUCAAAAACAACCACAAACUAUACGUGUUCUACACUUUCAAGAAAAACAACACUUCCGAUCUGCAUAUACGUGUGGAAGAAUAUCGAGUGAAGGACACAGAUGAUGAUAGAGUUGACUCAAGCUCAAACAGAGUGAUUAUAGAAGUACAAAAGGACACCAUAAAUCAUGCAGGAGGCUCGUUGCUAUUCGGUAAAGAUGGCUACUUAUACAUCUUCAUUGGGGACGACGGGGGAGACGGUGAUGCUAUGGAAUUCUCGCAGGAUCUGUUCAUGUUUCAUGGGAAAGUUCUGCGAGUAAAUGUAGAUGUGACAGAUUUUGUAGCAGGAAAAGAGUACAGUAUCCCCAAUGACAAUCCGUUUGCUGGAAAAGAAGAGUUGGGACUUCCUGAGAUUUAUGCAUGGGGUCUGCGUAAUCCAUGGAAAUGUAGUGUAGACAGAGCGAAGUUUUCAGAGCGUAUAUUCUGUGGAGAUGUAGGCGUGGAGACGUAUGAGGAAGUAAAUAUCGUAAAAAAGAAAGCAAACUACGGAUGGAAUAUAAAAGAAGGAACGUCAAAUUUCUGUCCAGACUGUUUGCGAGGAUUGCCUGAAGUGAACAUUACAGAUCCGAUAUUUCAAUACCGCCAUACUAUCGGGGUAGCUGUGGUUGGUGGAAAUAUAUACAGAGGCUGCUUGAACCCAAACCUGCACGGCCAGUACAUCUUUGGAGAUUUCCAAAAUGGGUUGUUCCGGCUGGAAGAGAACACCAGGAAGCAGAUGUGGAGCGGUGAACGUCUGGAGAUCUGUCCUGCCUCUCGGUGUUUAGGUUCACUGGGCAGUCAGAUUCAGCAAAAUAUCCUUGCAUUCGGAGAAGAUGAAGAUGGUGAAAUAUAUGUGUUAACUACGUCUUCGCCAAGCUUCAGCUCACCAACCGGUCGUGUAUAUAAAAUUGUGGAUCCAAUCAGGAGAGGUAAUCCAAAACACUGUAAAGCAUCAAGAUCAGCUGAUGGUAAAUCUGCUGUAACAGGAGACGUCUUACCACCUGUGAUACCAGACCCAAAUAAGGAAGAAACACCGCCAACUACAACUCAAGCACCCACAACCACAACACCAAGAAGGCAGCAGAGACCAGUACCUGAAACGCCAAGGAGGAACAGAGCACCACAGAAUACUGGCACACAAAGGAGAGGUAAUCAAAGACCAAGAUCAAGGUUUAAUUUUCUUCGACGUUUGUUUAGUAGAAGACGUGGCAAUACUGAAAAUGAAGAAAACAGAAAUGGAGCCGUCAAUCAAUCACCAGCAAGAAAUUCUGUCGCAAAUAACCGAAGGACUGGCACUAGAAGAAAUUCUGGUUCAAGAAACACACAACAAAACAGUGGGGUUAGGGUACUGGGUGGUACAGCAAGAGUUAUUACCUUGAGAAAAUGAAAAUUCAACAGUGCUUUGGUCGAUUUGGCAACAACAAGUUCUAAAGACAGCAUAUUUUUCAAUUAUUUGAAAAAUCGCAUCUCUUUCAGUGUGCUUCAGUAAUAGGCAAAUAAAAAUUAAAAGAAUAAAUAUUA